Polistes dominula (European paper wasp) is the source of this 1395-nucleotide messenger RNA. RefSeq names its product Glucuronyltransferase I (gene GlcAT-I). Gene Ontology annotation, molecular function: galactosylgalactosylxylosylprotein 3-beta-glucuronosyltransferase activity. Lineage: Eukaryota; Metazoa; Arthropoda; Insecta; Hymenoptera; Vespidae. The record is from RefSeq and is a predicted model, not a curated record. Gene Ontology annotation, cellular component: Golgi membrane. Gene Ontology annotation, biological process: carbohydrate metabolic process; chondroitin sulfate proteoglycan biosynthetic process.
AUAAUUUUCCGGUGUGUACGAUAAUUUUACGGCCCUGUGUCGAUCAGUCGAACUAAAGUCUCUGGGAUCACUGGGUUGAAGGAACAUGAGCGGCCAUUCGGAAGAUAAGAGUUGUAACAUCAAUAUGAAAGAGAGUGUUUUGUCCGGCAACGAUUCAACAAUGAAACGCGGAGGAAGGUUAUUAGGAUACUUGAUCUAUUCCUGUGGAAAGAGUUUCUUAAUUAUCUUCGUGAUAAGUCUUAUCGCAUCAAUGAACUAUACUGUUUAUGUAGAAAUACAAAAAUGUCAAACGAUGUGGAGUGGAGUAGAAUUAUUGCUAGCUUCUCAAAAUGAUUACCUGGUCUCUCAAAAAGACUUUCUAGUCUCUCAAAGUGAACAACUGAGUUCUACAAAUCAUUUCUUGAGAGUUAUGGAGAAUUUGUCAAGACAAAUAACUAACAAUAAUAAAACUGUGAAUGCAACGUACGAAAAAACAAAGAUAUAUGCGAUAACACCAACUUUUACCAGAGCUGUACAAAAGGCCGAAUUGACUCGGCUAUCCCAAACUUUUCAACUUGUGCCAAAUUUCCAUUGGAUAAUCAUAGAGGAUUCGCUCAAGAGGACAAACCUCGUCUCGAAAUUACUACAAGAAAGUUCGUUAAUAUAUACACAUUUAGUAGCAGCUACUCCACCUAAUUAUAAACUUGGAAAGGAUGAUCCUAAUUGGAAAAAGCCGCGAGGUGUUGAACAACGAAAUGCGGCUUUGCACUGGUUAAGGAAAAAUCUUAACUCAAGUGAUAACGGUGUUGUAUUUUUUGCCGAUGACGAUAACACAUAUUCCGUCAAAUUAUUCCAAGAGAUGAGGAAGAUUCAAAAGGUCGGCGUUUGGCCGGUGGGUCUCGUUGGUGGCCUAAUGGUGGAGAAACCUAUUUGUGAUAAUGUUACUAAUAAAGUAGUUGGUUUUAAUGCCGUUUGGAAACCCAAUAGACCGUUUCCUAUAGAUAUGGCAGGUUUUGCUAUCAACCUGAAACUCCUAUUAGAGAAUAAGGAUGCAUUAUUUUCUUAUGAUGUGGAAAGUGGUUAUCAGGAGAGUGAGAUUCUUAGACAAAUUGUUACAAAGGAUGAACUGGAACCUUUAGCUGAUUUCUGUACAAAAGUAUACGUUUGGCAUACGCGAACGGAACCACCACGACUGAAUGCUGAGGAAUCGUUAAUAAAGAAAGGGAUACAUUCUAAUUUUGGAAUAGAGGUUUAAAAAUUAUGCCAAUGUAUCUUUUAUAAAAGAUACAAAUCCUUCGUUUGCUAACUAUAGCUUUAGUUCAUUCUACGAGAUGUGAAUACGAGAUUUUUAUAGUUUCUUUCACGUAUGUCGUAAGUGGCCAUACGUUGUGAUGGAUUUAAAUUUAUAAACUGAUA